Molecule: messenger RNA, 508 nt
Organism: Acomys russatus (golden spiny mouse)
Lineage: Eukaryota; Metazoa; Chordata; Mammalia; Rodentia; Muridae
Gene: Scoc
Product: short coiled-coil protein
Exons: 4
Coding region: 86-463 (125 amino acids)
Cellular component (GO): trans-Golgi network
Source: RefSeq, a predicted model, not a curated record
UCAGAUAGCUCCUGCUGGGGUGCUUAUUAAUGAUUCAACAAGGGCAAGCACACGGGGCAACCGCCACUCCCUGCAGGCACUGCUCAUGAGAGGCAUGGACAGGCUGAGCACAGGGGAGGUGGAAGACAGCUCGUUCACCAACAUUUCUCUAGCCGACGACACAGACCGUUCAUCCAAGAGUUUGCAUCCAAGAGCUGAAGGCCUGUUACCCAAGAUGAUGAACGCCGACAUGGACGCAGUUGAUGCUGAAAAUCAGGUGGAACUGGAAGAAAAGACUCGACUUAUUAAUCAGGUGUUGGAACUCCAGCACACACUUGAAGAUCUUUCUGCAAGAGUAGAUGCAGUUAAGGAAGAAAAUCUGAAGCUAAAAUCGGAAAAUCAAGUUCUUGGACAGUAUAUAGAGAACCUCAUGUCUGCUUCUAGUGUUUUUCAAACAACUGAUACAAAAAGCAAAAGGAAGUAAAGGGCUCACUGCCCUCACUGCUGUGGAGCUGCUACUCCCCCCCCC